UUCAUCUUAUGACUCACCUAUGGCUUAAUUCUGUCUGUGUUCAUGUUGAAAAAAUCUCUUUUUUUUAGAGAUCGAUAAUCGGUUUUGUAGAUUUUUUUACGGACAUUCACAUUUAAUCUGUUAUCAGUUCUGUAUUGGGUCACCGUUUGAUGAGAAUAACACAAAACAACAGCAAGGCGAGGAAAAGAUGCCUCAACCCAAGGUGAAGCUGGUGGUGACAGGAGAUGAUUUUGGCUACUGCGAGAGAAGAAAUCAAGGAAUUGUGGAUUGCUUCAGAGCUGGUGCGAUCUCCAACGUCUCUCUUCUGGUGAAUGCAGUCUCAGCGAAGCACGCGGCAGAGCUGGCCAAAAGGUAUCACAUCCCCAUUGGACUCCAUGCAAAUCUCUCAGAGGGUCUUCCAGUGUCUCAGGAACUGAAGGGCUCAACAAUCCUCAACAAGGAUGGGUUCUUCCAUGGGAAGAUGGGCUUCAGGGAAGUUUUGCAGAGUGGUCAGCUCAAGAUGUCAGAGGUGGAGGUGGAGCUCAGAGCCCAGGUAAAUCUUUUUUGUGAACUGGUUGGCCACAUGCCCUACCAUAUGGACGGCCACCAGCAUGUGCACGUGUUGCCAGAGGUGCGAGAGGUGUUUGCUCAAGUUCUCUCUGAUUUUGGGAUCACCUACACACGAGUCCCCAUAGAACCUGGUCUUAAAUUUUGCACCUUCCUCCCGUCCCAUCUGCGAGAGUUCAACGCGCAGGUUGAAAAAGACGCCCUUGACUCUAUUGAGGUCUUUCAUCGACACGGAAUUAGGUGGCCUGAUGUAUACCUGGGCCUAAGCACCAUGGGUAAGAACAUGACUGUGCCCAACCUGAAACGUGCUUUAGGCUUCACGCUGGAAGCUUCACUGGAUGACGGUGUGAAUUCCCCAUUGAUAAUGACGCAGUCCGAUGAUGCAGCGACCGACUUCUAUCGACCAGUUACAGCAGAGCUUAUGGUGCAUCCAGGAUAUCCAAGUCAGCCUCACCAGGGUGGAUGUGGAGAAGGACCAGAUGACUUCUCACAGUCCGCAGACCGACUACAUGAGCUGAAUACUUUGAGGGACCCUUUGGUGCUUCACUACUACAGGCAACAGGGGAUCCACCUCUGUGCCUUUAAAGACUUUUAAACAUUUUUAAACACAUUUGGGGCAUUUUAUCUGCUAUAUAUCUGCUAUUAGGAAAUAAGAUCUUUACCCAUACCUCAAAAGAUGGAUUAAAUAUAUAUAUUAGAGUCUGAAUGCUUGGUUUGGGCAGAAAAUCAGCAUUCAGUUACUUUGUGCUGCUUCCAAAGCCCAUACUAAACAAAAUUUGAAGCUGCUACCUGUUAAAGUACAGCCAAAACAACUGUAAUACUCCAAUUUACCAAUUUCACCCAAGUUUCUAUUAGAUUGACUUGUUUUUAAAUUGUAUUUUAGGAGUUUUUUUUUUUUUUUUAAAUGGAGAGCUGCUCCAGGCCAGUUCUUAUAAUAUGAAGGUGCCAUUUUAAUUGGCUUUGAUCCAAAAACUUUUGCCUCAUUUAAGCAGCAAUUUCUCUCAAAUAUUGCAGAGGAUUGUAAAAUCCAAUAGCAAUCUGUAUUUAUUACUGUAACUUACUAUAUGAAGAUUUUAAUGUAGCAAUUAUUUUAUAUUUAAAAAUCAAUGGUAUUUUAAGGUACAAUGUUUUUAAUGAAUGUAUUUAUGAUAUUUUUAUGAACUUGAAUUAAAAGCACAGUACCGUUUA
Messenger RNA from Ctenopharyngodon idella (grass carp), 1734 nucleotides. It is a transcript of the gene ydjc, whose product is annotated as YdjC chitooligosaccharide deacetylase homolog. Gene Ontology annotation, biological process: carbohydrate metabolic process. Gene Ontology annotation, molecular function: deacetylase activity. NCBI's taxonomy places the organism in Eukaryota, Metazoa, Chordata, Actinopteri, Cypriniformes, Xenocyprididae. The transcript is spliced from 6 exons. Bases 188 to 1141 code for a protein of 317 amino acids. The record is from RefSeq and is a predicted model, not a curated record.